Eruca vesicaria subsp. sativa (arugula) is the source of this 2342-nucleotide messenger RNA. Lineage: Eukaryota; Viridiplantae; Streptophyta; Magnoliopsida; Brassicales; Brassicaceae. The record is from the annotation of a GenBank genome assembly.
AGAAACUGAAACGGAUAGGAUGAAAUAUGAGCCCUUCAUUAUUCUGAACUCUGAAGAGAUAACACUAUACAAGUCUCAACUCUAUCAUCUUCUUCUUCAACAAUCCACCAGAAUUCAAAACCCUACUUCCAUGGCGAUACCAUCUCCCGCCGCUUGUUCUUCUAGACUCAUCACUUCCUACUCCACCCCUUCCCUUCCCCUCUCCCCCGCCUCCAUUUCCACCUCCACCAAACUCAAAACCCUAACCCUCACCUCCUCCUUCCUCCCUCCACACUCAUUCACCACCACCACCCUUUCCUCCACCAAAUCCACCCGCCGCUCCUUCACAAUCCGCGCCGCACGCGGCAAAUUCGAGCGAAAAAAGCCACACGUCAACAUCGGAACAAUCGGACACGUAGACCACGGCAAAACCACCCUAACCGCCGCCCUCACCAUGGCCCUCGCCUCCAUGGGAAACUCCGUCGCCAAAAAAUACGACGAGAUCGACGCCGCGCCCGAAGAACGAGCCCGCGGCAUCACAAUCAACACCGCAACCGUCGAGUACGAGACCGAGAAUCGCCACUACGCUCACGUGGACUGCCCCGGACACGCCGAUUACGUCAAGAACAUGAUCACCGGAGCUGCGCAGAUGGACGGAGCCAUCCUCGUCGUCUCCGGCGCCGACGGACCUAUGCCCCAGACCAAAGAGCAUAUCCUUCUCGCUAAGCAAGUCGGCGUUCCCGACAUGGUCGUAUUCUUGAACAAAGAGGAUCAGGUGGAUGACGCGGAGCUGUUGGAGCUGGUGGAGCUUGAGGUGCGUGAGCUUUUGUCCUCUUAUGAGUUUAACGGUGAUGAUAUCCCGAUUAUCUCCGGAUCCGCGUUGUUAGCUGUAGAGACGCUUACUGAGAAUCCUAAUGUGAAACGUGGUGAUAACAAAUGGGUGGAUAAGAUUUACGAGCUUAUGGAUGCUGUUGAUAGUUACAUACCUAUCCCUCAGAGACAGACUGAGUUGCCUUUCUUGCUGGCCGUUGAAGAUGUCUUCUCUAUCACCGGACGUGGGACUGUAGCUACAGGGAGGGUGGAGAGAGGGACUGUGAAGGUUGGAGAGACUGUGGAUUUAGUGGGGUUGAGAGAGACUAGGAACUAUACUGUUACUGGGGUUGAGAUGUUUCAGAAGAUUCUUGAUGAGGCCUUGGCUGGUGAUAAUGUUGGGUUGUUGCUUAGGGGUAUUCAGAAGGCUGAUAUUCAGAGGGGGAUGGUUUUGGCUAAGCCUGGGAGUAUUACUCCGCAUACUAAGUUUGAGGCGAUUGUGUAUGUGUUGAAGAAGGAAGAAGGUGGGAGGCAUUCUCCUUUCUUUGCUGGGUAUAGGCCUCAGUUUUAUAUGAGGACGACGGAUGUUACGGGGAAAGUGACCAAGAUUAUGAAUGAUAAAGAUGAAGAGUCGAAGAUGGUUAUGCCGGGGGAUAGGGUUAAGAUUGUUGUGGAGCUUAUUGUGCCUGUUGCUUGUGAGCAAGGGAUGAGGUUUGCUAUUAGAGAAGGUGGUAAGACUGUUGGUGCUGGUGUUAUUCAGUCUAUCAUCGAAUGAUUGUUUGUAGCAUCUAUCUACUUGUUUUUUUUUGUUUUUGAUUCUCGGAACUCUUUUGAGUUUUUACAGUCAAAAUCAAAAUGUCAUAUAGUUCUUGUUCUUGAAUCGUUGUUUGCUGACUUUGAGUUGCAAGAUUACGGACACCUUGGUUUGAAACAACUGUUCAGACAAUGGAAAGAUUACAUUAUCAUCUCUACCAUACCCGUGAAUUACAAAAGUGAUUAUGAUUGCAAAUAACUUGAAAGAAGAAACUUGAAAUGUGAAGAGAUGAUCGAGAAGAGGAAAGAGGAAAGAGGGAGUUCAUGGAUUGCGACCACCACCUCUGCCACUGGAAGAUGGGCCUGUGUCGAUCUGACCAUUUGUUUGAUAACUCAUCAUUCUCCUCCCUAACAAGACAUUGUCAUUGGUUUUAGUGGAUGACAAACUUCUAUAUAAGUAAUGCAUCAUAUACGAGGAUGAUAUAGUUUUAUCAUAUAUAUGCUUACUGUAAGGGAACACUAACCAGCUCUUGGGAGUGAUUCUUGUUUAGAAGCAAGAACAAGAUUGUUGCCAAGAAGUAGAAGAAGCAGGAAGAACACAAAACCCAAAGGUGAAAAAACCUUUCUCAUUUUACUCAAAUAUCUUAUCUUAUUUGGCCUCUUAGUUUUUCUAUUUUUUGUAUGUAUAUAUAGAGGCUGAUUAGAGGUGGGUUUAGUCUAAUCAGACUUUUUUGUGAAAAUUUUAAUAAAGAUUCGUAUUACAAAUUGGCGUGGUAAAGUAUUAUACACCACGAAUCUCA